AUGGAACCAACUCCAGGCACCCAGCAUGACAACAACGCGAUGGCAUCGCAAGCUGAUCCGAAGGCUCACGUCCCGUCCGGCUACCCUGUCGCAUACUUCCUCUGUGAUGGUUCCACUGAGAAGAUGUUGAAAACCUCGCUCAUGCUGCCCCGUGUGCCCAAGCUACGCAAAGCACGUAUAGCAGGAUACCGACGUUCCGUGCGCUCCGGCGAUGGACCCAACACGCUCGCAUUCGAUGCCGUUAACUUCGGUGAGUGGAGUGGCGAGGAAGUCGUCAAAGGCGUUGCUUUCUAUGCAUUGAAUUUGGAAGAGGAGCGUCGUGUGAUUGAGUAUGCGGGUGGUUCUGGCGAGGUGAAGCAGGUGGUCAUGGAGGUUGCUUGUUCGAGUGUGCUAGGCCUAGUGGGGAAGAUGGAGACGGUGUUUGGGAGGAUCUUUGUUCCGGAGGGCGAUGGCGAUACACUUGUUGGAAGUGAAGACAGUAAUCGCAGUGCGGAGGAUCGCAACGAAGAUUACAUCGACGAAUUCAGCGAUGACGACUUCUCUGAGACCAGCUCGCAGGCCACCGUCGAGGGUCACCCGACUCCGCGAAUCUCACCUUCGAUCUCGACCCUCAACGACGCGGACAUUCCGCACCGGUCCCUUGAUGACCUUCCGCUUCCUGCUGUCGAUGAGCACCCAGUCGACCCGAUGAUUGAAACUACCGAUUGGGUGGCUACAAGACAGGUUGGGUCCACGGACGUCAACUGGAUCGAAGAGCCUGAGCAAGUUCAAGACGUCGAGAUAACCGAGACCGUAGCGACUACAGAGAGCUACCAAGUUCAAGUGUCCGAGGAGACCGAGGAGUCAGACGAAGACGAUCAGGGGACUGAAGACACUCAAGAGACCGACGAGGUUGAGGGAGCCCAAGACAAGACUGAGACGAACUCCAUGGACGACACUAAGUCUUUAAGACCAUCAGACUUUCAGAGGUUCCUCGGAGCAGAAUCCGGACGUGCAUUACCCUCCUCCCCUUGGCAACCAACCGUUCCCUGGCGCAAAGAGUCCGCGUUCGAACCUGUCCGCAGUCAUAUCGUACGCGCCCCGAGCCAGUUCAGCGGUACUGAGACUAGGAGACGCAAGACCAGCGACAGCAUCAAGUCGCUCGUCGAUCACUUCGAGAACUUGUCGCCGAUGAGUACACCUACCAAGGAUGGGUUCAGCAAGGAGGGAUCUGUCCAGGACGGCUCGACCAAGGACGGCUCCAUCAAGAACAGCUCUAUCAAGGACGGCCCCAUCAAGGACGCCAGAAAGGACACCGACAAAGGCGUCUAG
Molecule: messenger RNA, 1311 nt
Organism: Alternaria rosae
Lineage: Eukaryota; Fungi; Ascomycota; Dothideomycetes; Pleosporales; Pleosporaceae
Exons: 3
Coding region: 1-1311 (436 amino acids)
Source: RefSeq, a predicted model, not a curated record